Molecule: messenger RNA, 1335 nt
Organism: Thelazia callipaeda (thelaziosis nematode)
Lineage: Eukaryota; Metazoa; Nematoda; Chromadorea; Rhabditida; Thelaziidae
Source: the annotation of a GenBank genome assembly
AUGACUGACAAGAUUAUUGGUUCGACAAAGCAGCAACAUUCAGAUGACGUGGAGAGGGAGGUAAUAUUAAAAAUACCGAACUUGGACAUUGCGCAACUCCGUUUUUUAGUGUUUCAUCCCGAUAUUGAUCCAAAAGUAAAGCAGGAAAAUAGUGCUAAACUUUUGGAAUUAAUCAAAGAGAAUGAAAUGGGGCCGUAUUACAAACUAAUAUGUGCUGAAACUGGGACUGCUAUGGAUGAGGCUUUGUUCGAAGACUUGAAAAAGGCCAAUGAAAAACGUCUUAAAGAAAUGGAUGACGAGAUUGCAGAUGCUGAACAGAACUUGGGUACCUUUAAUGACUUGUUGAAUUCAGUCCAACUGUUGUGCGAAAUAAUAGUUGCGAACGAACUAUCGACUUAUUUGCCAUCCUUAUUGAUCGUACUUUUUGCAGGUGAAAGUGAAGUUCGUCAGGCAUAUUUACGAAAAAGUGAAUAUUUCUGUAAAAUCGGUGAUAAAGACGCUGCGGUUUCAUCAUUUAGACAAACAUACGAAAAAACAGUUGGCAUUGGAUAUAGGAUUGAUUUGAUUUUUAAUUUAAUUAGACUUGGUCUUUUCUUCUUGGAUCACCAGUUGAUAAAUGCAAAUAUUGCUAAAGCAAAAGACCUUAUGGAACAGGGUGGAGAUUGGGAGCGUAAGAAUCGUCUUCGAUCUUAUGAGGGCCUUUAUAAAAUGUCCAUAAGAGAGAUGAAAGGAGCCGCUGCGCUUUUUCUAGAAGCUGUACCAACUUUCGGUUCAUACGAGCUGAUGACUUAUGAACAACUUGUGUUCUAUACUGUCAUUUCAGCUGUUUAUGCAUUGGAGCGUCCAGAUUUGCGCGCAAAAGUCAUCAGAUGCAAUGAGAUCCAAGAACAGCUCAGUGGUGGUGGUGAAAAUAGUGAUUUAGUACCUGUAAAGCAAUAUUUGGAAGCCUUUUAUGGAUGCAGAUACGAUGAGCUAUUUUUGGUGCUUGCAAAAUUAGAAAGUGAACGGUUAAAAUUCGACCGCUAUUUAGCACCGCAUUAUAAUUUUUACUCUAGAAUGAUGCGCCUUAAAGCUUAUCAGCAGUUCCUCACACCUUAUAAAACAGUUCGUUUGGAUAUGAUGGCAAAAGACUUUGGAGUUUCAAAAGAAUUUAUUGACAAAGAAUUACAUCGACUUAUCGCGGCUGGUCAGCUGCACUGCAAAAUAGAUGCUGUUAGAGGAAUUAUAAUUAUGAAUCAUCCUGACACUAAAAAUCACCUCUAUCGCAGCGUUAUCAAAGAUGGUGAUAUUCUACUCAAUCGUAUACAGAAGUUGGCGCGUGUAAUUAAUGCUUAA